AUGGUCGCAGCAUCCAGCAUCGCCGUCAUUACCGUCGGCUUCGCCUCAUGGGCAUAUGCCACAUUGCAGUCGCCGCCGGCGCUGCAGCCACAGCCACAGCCCAGAGCAAUCAACGCAACGAGCUUACCGCCGCAAGCUGUGCUCGUCGAUCCGCGCUCCUUUGCCGCGCUCGGGAACAACGGCGCGUUCCGCCAGAGCGCGUUCACGGAGUUCCUCAACCCGACGAACACGAGCCCGCCGUUCUUCCAGGUGUUCGACCCCGCGUUCCUGCGCAUCCUCGGCCCGAGCGCGACGGUCCGGGCGGUCGCCGCGAACCCGACGUUUGCCUUCGCGCAUGAGGCGCCGAUCUGGCUGCCGAGUACGGACGAAGUCACGUUCGCCAGCAACGACGGCGGGGCGCUCGGGAUGAGCGACAUCGACCACAAUAACCAGGUGUCGAAGAUCAGCUUGAAGGAAGUCGCGGCUGCGAUCAAGGCCGCUGGACGCGGCACUGCCGCCGUAAAUGUGUCCGUCACGACGCUCGACCUCCCGGAUACGAUCCAGAUGACAAACGGCGGCACGGGCCCAUUCAACGGGGACCUGAUACUCAUCAACUCCGGGCGUGGUCCUCUGCCGCCCUCGGUUGCCCUCGUCAACCCGUCCCCUCCACACAACACCACCGUGCUCUUGGACAACUUCUUCGGGAGGCAGUUCAACUCGCUCAACGAUGCGAAGAUCCGCCCAGGGACUAACAAGAUUUUCUUCACGGAUGUCACGUAUGGAUUCUUGAACCACUUCCGCCCAUUGCCCCUCAUGCCGAACCAAGUGUACCGCCUCGACCCCGAGACGAGGGCAGUACGCGUGGUCGCGGACGGGUUCGACAGAUGCAACGGGAUCGCGUUCAGCAGGGACGGCAAGACGGCAUUCGUGACUGACACAGGGUCCGUGGCGGGAUUCCUCGGGAACAACCAGACGGAGCCUGCCACGGUCUACGCGUUUGACGUCGAUCCGAAGACCGAAGCGUUCAAGAACCGUCGCGUUUUCGCGUACGUCGACACCGGAAUCGCGGACGGCAUACAGGUCGAUGCGGACGACAACGUGUACGCGGGCUGCGGGGACGGCGUACAUGUAUGGGGCCCAGACGGCACCCUGCUGGGCAAAAUCUUCCUCGGCACGACAUCCGCCAACCUCGUCUUCGCGGGAGACCAGCGGUUGGUCAUCAUGGCUGAGACGACGAUAUACUUGGCGCAAAUCGCGGCGAAGGCGAACAAGCUUUCGUUCCCGUGA
Molecule: messenger RNA, 1266 nt
Organism: Trametes versicolor FP-101664 SS1
Lineage: Eukaryota; Fungi; Basidiomycota; Agaricomycetes; Polyporales; Polyporaceae
Product: D-lactonohydrolase-like protein
Exons: 6
Coding region: 1-1266 (421 amino acids)
Source: RefSeq, a predicted model, not a curated record